AUGUUUCCAGGAAUGUUCAUGCGAAAGCCAGACAAAGCCGUUGCUUUGAAAGAGCUACGGACUCAUGUUGCUCUCUUUGGAACCUGGGUUGUUGUUGUUCGUGCUGUUCCUUAUGUCCUUUCGUAUUUCUCCGAUUCCAAAGAUGAGCUGAAGAUCGACUUCUAA
This is a messenger RNA of Arabis nemorensis, 165 nucleotides long. Lineage: Eukaryota; Viridiplantae; Streptophyta; Magnoliopsida; Brassicales; Brassicaceae. The record is from the annotation of a GenBank genome assembly.